GUUUUCAGGCGGGACAAGGGUUGGACAUUACCUCACUCACAAUGCUUUCCGGGGGGAGAAACGAGCGAGUAAUUAGCUGAUUAGAGGCCCGUCAGAGCAAUCGAGGGGUCCAGCCAAUCCCAGCCAACCCCUAGCCUGCAGGGGUGGGGCGGGGCGGUGGAUGGAGAGAGUGUGUGGACUGUGAAGUUUAGAAUGAAGACGAACACGGUCCUAGCGGGCACAUUUACGUAACGAAGUCUUCAAGAGAGUAGAUGGAAAAUAGUAGUAGAGUGUGGAAAAUGUAUGUGUGUUAUCUUAAAUGUCUACAUUGUCAGUGAAUGCGCUACAUCCAAGUGCAGUAAACUUGUUACCUUCAAAACUCGUCCUUCUAUCGCAAGUCGUCAUGGAGAAAUCAAAAAACUUUAGAAUCGACGCCCUACUCGCAGACGAGACCCACCGGGCAGGCCGAGACGUCUCCCCUGGACUGAGCAGCGACAGCCCGGCGGGGAGCCCUGUCUCCUGCCGCCGUGGGGACACACCCUCUCCACGGGCGGCGCAGCUCCACGCCGGAAUAAUCCCCAAAGCAAGUGUUCUCAAUCUCACACACCAUGGACUGGCUUCGCUUCCCCAAGCUGCCAUCCCAGGCAUGUACCCUGCGCCCAUGUACCCGCUGUCGGCUCUGGGUGGCCAGCACCCAGCCUUUGCCUACACCGGCUUCACGCAGCUAACUCAGACCUACCCCGAACACCUGAAGGCGGCGGCCAUGGCGGGCUCUGUGCCCCUGGAGCAUUGGAUCCGAGCUGGGAUCAUGAUGCCGAGACUGACCGAUUAUAGCGGGCCUCAGUCUGGUUUGUUGGGAAAGUGUCGGAGGCCCCGCACCGCCUUCACCAGUCAGCAGCUGCUGGAACUGGAGAACCAGUUCAAAGUCAACAAGUACCUGUCCAGACCCAAACGCUUCGAAGUGGCCACAUCCCUCAUGCUGACUGAAACGCAGGUCAAAAUCUGGUUCCAAAACCGGAGAAUGAAGUGGAAGCGGAGUCGGAAGGCUAAGGAGCAAGCCAGUGCUUCAAGCCAGUCUGAGUCUGAGCGACUCCACAACGGAGGAAGAACAUCCAGCAACAAACCUGACGAGAGAAGGCCAGAAGAUGGAGGAGGUGUGGAUCUGGAUUUGGAAGAUGGUGAUGACGAGGAGGAGGAAGUGGAGGAGGAGGAAGAGGAAGAAACCCAGCAUGGCUUUCCGGUCACUAUGAGCAACCGUGUUGGGAAACCACGAUCCAUGGACUUCUUGCAGCGUAGCACCGACGCUGGCUUCAACCCGCGUAGCCCUUUUUCUGAAGACGAGCUGGAGGGAGUGCAAGCAGGAGGAGGAGACAGGAAGAUGAUGGCAGGACUGUGAAAAGACUGCAGGUUUGACGACAUGACUGUUAGGACACUGACCCCAAAAUGAGAGAUUGUGCAUAUUAUUGUGUCCCAAAAGGACGUAAUGCCGUUCUCUUCAUCUAUACAAAUUAAAAAGGACACAAAUAUGUUAUUUGUGAAUAAAGCCAUCAAACAGCUUGCCAUGCAGAGACAGGUGCUGAUUGCCUCACCUUCAUGUCACCUUGCGUCUGCCCCACCCACCUUCACAUCAUGUCAUGUGACCGUGCAAGAUUACUGCUGUGUGUAGUUGCUCAUAAGGACAAAAGGUAUGAAUGAGCAAUGGUGCUGUGGCCUGCCACAAUAAGAUGCGUCUUAUUUUGUGCAUAUUUUGUCAAAUUCAAAUGUGAUGUUGCACUUUUUUUUUCUUGUUCUCAAAUGUUUACCUUCUUGUUUGUAAAUGCAUUUAAUUUAUUGAAUUUAUUCCAAAGAUUGAUCAUAAUG
Molecule: messenger RNA, 1839 nt
Organism: Dunckerocampus dactyliophorus (ringed pipefish)
Lineage: Eukaryota; Metazoa; Chordata; Actinopteri; Syngnathiformes; Syngnathidae
Gene: mnx2b
Product: motor neuron and pancreas homeobox 2b
Exons: 3
Coding region: 299-1375 (358 amino acids)
Biological process (GO): spinal cord motor neuron cell fate specification; neuron projection morphogenesis; regulation of DNA-templated transcription
Cellular component (GO): nucleus
Molecular function (GO): DNA-binding transcription factor activity, RNA polymerase II-specific; sequence-specific double-stranded DNA binding
Source: RefSeq, a predicted model, not a curated record